AUGGCUGCGUUUCGUGAAGGCAUUAAUAUAGAACUUGCACUGCAAGUUAAAACAAUUAUUAUCGACAAGGAGCCAUCUGAAAUUAGUGCGAUUAGUGUUGUAUUUCCUGAUACAGCCAUUCAGCUCUGCUCGUUCCAUGUCUCGAGAGUUCUUAAUGAUAAGACAAGCAAGGAGCCAGAGGCAAAGCCAACCAUUUAUCAGUUGAGAGGCACCAUAGAGAACACUGAGUUCCAGAAUCUUGUGAAAGAGUUGGAAGUAAAAUCCAGCCCAACUUUUUUCCCAUAUUUUGAGGAAAAUUGGAUAAACUGUCCUCAAGGAUGGGGCAACCGAGACAAAAUGAAAAGCAUUACUUUUGGUAACACCACCACCAACAGAGUAGAGAACCAUAGCUCCAAAAUUAAAAUGGUCCUUAAUUGCCACUCCACUCUCUCUGAGGUUAUAGAGAAACUUCUAGAGAUUGUUAAGAACAAGGAUGAGGAUGUCCUUUACAGAGAUGUGAUUGAAAACCUCAAAGACACUGCACGAAAUUUCGGAGUUGGUACCCCUUCGCUCGCGAGUAAUACCAAUCCAGUUCUGAAACAAAUUCUUCAGGAUCUUACCAAAUUUUCUGCAAAACUGCAAAUAUGGGAGCAUGAUUCUGCACCAGAUGAAGAAGAAAUGGCAUACUAUGAUAGCACAGAGUCUGAAUGCUGCUGCCUCCUCUUCUGGAGCUUUGAGUUGCCAUGCAGGCAUAUCUACCAGAAGAGGCGACAAGCAGGUUUAUAA
Messenger RNA from Frankliniella occidentalis (western flower thrips), 765 nucleotides. RefSeq lists its product as uncharacterized. NCBI's taxonomy places the organism in Eukaryota, Metazoa, Arthropoda, Insecta, Thysanoptera, Thripidae. The record is from RefSeq and is a predicted model, not a curated record. The coding region runs from base 1 to 765 and encodes 254 amino acids. The transcript is spliced from 3 exons.